CCUGACUGUCCAGUAAUACAGGAAAUGCCAUGGUUCGAGGACCUGAUCGACUUCACUCGUCUUCCAAUUUCCGUCAUUGACAAGCAGGGCCAAAGAAGGCAAAAGCAACCAGGCCUGCUUCAGAAAGGAGAGAGGGAAGUGGAUCAAUCUGAGAGGCAUGCUAAAGUGGCUGGAGAUUUAGGAUUAACAAUAAAGAAAGAGCCAGGUGAUAAUGGCGGCGUUGGUGCUGAUGGCAUAGGCACUGAAGCUUCCUGUAGCGAAGGUGAUUCCACGUGCGAGAUUAAAGAAAUUAUGAACGAGGACGCUGUGAAGGAAAAUACAAAGGCAAACACUCCAGUGGGGAAGACAAUUCAAGAAGAUUUGAGGAUUCUUCCUAAUAUUUUCGAAAAGGUCCUGAUCCCUCGAUUGACAGAUUUGGUCUCUCAAACAUGGGAUCCACUAUCUCGGCGGCAGUGCCUACGACUUCAUCAACUCCUGACUUCGUGGGCUGGUUUAUGGCCCACCUUUCAUUCAAAUAGCAGAAUGGUGCAGCAUUUAUUCCAGGCGGUAAUUCGUCGUCUGGAGACUAUUAUUCAGGAAGACGUCUUUAUUCCCUUAUACCCCAAGCAGUAA
Molecule: messenger RNA, 612 nt
Organism: Protopolystoma xenopodis
Lineage: Eukaryota; Metazoa; Platyhelminthes; Monogenea; Polystomatidea; Polystomatidae
Source: the annotation of a GenBank genome assembly